Molecule: messenger RNA, 2020 nt
Organism: Siniperca chuatsi (mandarin fish)
Lineage: Eukaryota; Metazoa; Chordata; Actinopteri; Centrarchiformes; Sinipercidae
Product: gap junction beta-4 protein-like
Exons: 2
Coding region: 851-1675 (274 amino acids)
Biological process (GO): cell communication
Cellular component (GO): connexin complex
Source: RefSeq, a predicted model, not a curated record
AAAACUUCAUCAUGGAGAACCAGCACUCUGAGGGUGCAGACGGGGCUGAAGGUAUUGUAACAUUGAUCUUAUUUGCCCCAUAUGGAGAAAAAAAAGUGCAAAUAUUUGAUUAAUUAGAAUCUAAUAUGUGCUACGUGGAGCUGCGCAGCUGUAUCGACGGCCUCAUAAAGGUAGUUGUUUAUGACUGUAUUGUGUAAAGACUGAAUUAAUAUCAAUUAUUUGCACACAAAAAAUCCUUCCUAUGGGUGAGCUUUAGAGGUGGUGGUAGGUGGAUUGUUUUACCCUUUGGGCAGAGCCAGGCCAGCUGUUUCCCCCUGCCUCCAGUCUUUAUGCUAAGCUAAGCCACAUUUUCUGGCUGUAGCUUAUAUUUAUCAUAUUUAACAGACAGAUGAGAGUGGUAGUGAUCUUUUCAUCUAACCCUCAACAAGAAAGCAAAUAUAGGUAUUUCCCAUUAAGUCAAACUAUUUCUUUAAAUGUCUUAUACUGAACUUGCAGUACCCUGAACAGCAUUGGGCUCGUGUGUGAAUUAGUAUCUUGCAAUCUCUCUGCCUCUCUAUCUCUCUCCUGCCUCUUAAUCAAGGUGUUUGCUAUCACCAACUCCACUAGUGACUGUAGCAGAAGAAUGAGUCUAUGUUUGCUUUGUCCAAUAUUCUUCCCUCCCCUUCAACCUGUGCCAAAAAGGCAGUAGUAAUAAGUACUAUAUUAAAAAGCGUCUGUGCCUGACGUGCUCAGUUCAGUUUGUGUCUGAGCCAUCUGUAUUUCAGCACUCAGCAGAGAGGCUGCCACAUUUUGGGGUGUUUGGGGCUUCUUUUUCUUCAAGGUGGUCCAACCAAACAUCUGAAAUAACACCAUGAACUGGGCCUUCCUUGAGGGCCUCCUAAGCGGGGUGAACAAAUACUCCACGGCGUUCGGUCGCAUCUGGCUCUCCAUCGUUUUCAUCUUCAGGCUCUUGGUCUUCCUGGUGGCCUGCGAGAAGGUCUGGGGUGACGAGCAAAAGGACUUUGAUUGCAACACCCGGCAGCCUGGUUGUCACAAUGUCUGCUACGACCACUACUUCCCCAUCUCCUACACCCGACUCUGGGCUCUCCAGCUGAUCUUUGUCACCUGCCCGUCCCUUCUUGUGACGCUCCAUGUCUCCUACCGGGAAGAACGUGAGCGCAAAAACCGCCUGAAGCACGGAGAAAACUGUACCCCCCUGUAUGAUAACACAGGGAAGAAGCGAGGAGGUCUUUGGUGGACCUACUUCUUUAGCCUGCUGUUUAAGAUGCUGGUGGAUGCUGUGUUUGUCUUCCUGCUGUUCUACAUCUACGAGGCCACGUUCUUCCCACCGCUGGUGAAAUGCAGCGAAGAGCCAUGUCCCAAUGUGGUGGACUGCUACAUUGCCAGGCCCACAGAGAAGAAAAUAUUCACCGUCUUCAUGGUGGUGACCAGCUUUGUGUGCAUCUUCCUCACUCUGUGCGAGGUCUUCUACCUGUGUGGGAAGAGGUUCUGGGAGUGCUGCCGAGGAGGACCUCGCUCAGUGAGAGAAACCUCCUUUAUGAUGACCAGAACCCCUCUGAAUGGGAAGGAGAACUCAGCGUACAAAGAGCCCGUCCCGGAGAAGGCCAAGAUGGUCGACAACGGAGAAGCUGUCAAAGAGAGUUCAGCCCCAGCGUACAGCAUAGCUGUCUCCUGAGAGACACAUAUCAUGUUAAUGAGUUUGACUUGUGAGACUAGAACAAGGUAAAAACUAUUAGGUUAGGUUGCCUUUGUACUGUUGGCCAGAUUUAUCUGCAAAAGAUUUGUGGUUUUAAAAAAAAUUGUUUACAGAGGUCAUGUCUUUAUUGUUUUAUAUCAAAAUUAUGUAACGAUUUUGUCCCUUAAUAUUGUUGAGCUGCAUAUGUAUUCUUUUUAAAGGCUUGUGAUCUAAAAUAACUGAUACACACUUAAGGUGAUUUACUGUAUUUUGACUAUUUAUAUGAUUAUUUGUUACAUUUCAUCUGUAUGGCCACAAAAUAAAAUUGCUUUACUUAUUCUGAGA